Coccidioides immitis RS is the source of this 3056-nucleotide messenger RNA. Its product is annotated as molybdenum cofactor sulfurase. The transcript is spliced from 4 exons. Gene Ontology annotation, molecular function: molybdenum ion binding; molybdenum cofactor sulfurtransferase activity; pyridoxal phosphate binding. The record is from RefSeq and is a predicted model, not a curated record. The coding region runs from base 393 to 3056 and encodes 887 amino acids. Gene Ontology annotation, biological process: Mo-molybdopterin cofactor biosynthetic process. Lineage: Eukaryota; Fungi; Ascomycota; Eurotiomycetes; Onygenales; Onygenaceae.
AUCAUCCCCAGCACAACUCUUUAAUACCCUACAUUUUAACUGCAAGCUGGCCUCGGGUUGCUCUGACGGCGGCGACCUGAAUAAUGCCCCACUUUCCAGGUUGCCGGGAGUUGAGCUAGUGUAAUAUAAGUUUCGCCAUCUUGUACUCUGUACUAACCAAAGCACCUUGGUUCACUUUUCAGUAUACCUCAGAAGAAAACAUAUCUCUGAUGACCUCACUUUUUGAAUGGCCACCUGCCCUCUUGCAAAGAAUCCAAGUUGGUGGAUGACUUGCGAUACUACGCCCCCGCUGCCUGGUGAGCUAGGAUGCAGAUUCAACCUGGAGGACGCGGGCACUGCGCUGCUUCCCUCGGGGGCUUUUCGCGUCUAAUCAGCUCCGGGAUACCUUUAUAAUGGAGGGCUUCGUGGUGCUUUGGGGGAUAUUCUUAUUGUGGCUGGGGAAGAUGUCGUUGUCGACACUCUUGAGGAUUUCUGGACUUAGGAAAGAAAGACAUGAUGCGUCAUUUUUGAAGACAAGUGAGAAAUCGUCUAGCAAGCAGAAGACGGUAGACGCCGGUGCCGUGGAUGGCGAGAGUGCGGAAAACCUCUACCCGGAGAACGUGGAGACGAUACGGAGUCGUGAGUUUCCUCUGCUAAAAAGCACGACUUAUCUCGACCAUGGAGGUGCAACGCUAUAUGCAAAAAGCCUCAUCGAUGACUUUUCACGGGAGAUGACCUCCCACAUUUUCGGGAACCCGCACUCUGCGUCUUCUUCUUCUCAGCUGUCUACUCAGCGGGUAGACGAUGCACGGCUAAGGUUGUUACAGUUCUUUAACGCAAGCCCGGACGAUUUUGAUAUUGUCUUUGUCGCCAAUGCUACUGCAGGCAUCAAACUCGUUACAGAGGCUUUGCGGGACUAUGACCAAAGGGGUUUUUGGUAUGGGUAUCAUCUGGAUUCGCAUACCAGUCUGGUUGGACCGCGAAAUGUUGCGACUCGAGGAAGCAGGUGCUUCCUUGACUCCAAUGGCGUACAAGAGUGGAUUGAUGGUCUGGGUGCUUCGCCGAGCGGACAGGAGGAGAAACCAUACCCCAAGCUGUUCGCAUAUCCCGCCCAGUCAAACAUGACUGGAUCGCGUUUGGGUCUUGAAUGGUGCAAAUCCAUUCGAGCGAAGACAGGAGGAAAGCAGAAUGUCUUUACUUUAUAUGAUGCGGCAGCCCAUGUUUCCAGUUCGCCAUUGGAUCUGAGUGACUCGGACUCCGCUCCCGAUUUCACCGUGUUGAGCCUCUACAAGAUAUUUGGGUUUCCGGACAUCGGCGUUCUUAUCGUUCGCAAGGAGGCAAGACAUACCUUUGAAAAGAGAACCUAUUUUGGUGGAGGUACGGUCGGAAUGGUCAUCAGUCUCGGAGAGGAAUGGCAUGCCAAACGAAACGAUGCCGUCCAUGACGGACUUGAGGAUGGAACGCUACCUUUCCACAGUAUCGUGGCGGUACAUUCUGCGCUUGAUGUACAUAAGCGACUAUAUGGUUCAAUGCGAAAUGUGUCUUGGCACACUGCCGCACUAGCGAAGAAUUUAUACUGUCGCCUCGAAGGUUUGAGACAUUCCAACGGAGAAAAGGUCUGUGAAAUAUAUAAAUCGUCGUAUUCUACAUAUGGCGAUCCAGCUACACAGGGACCGGUGGUCGCAUUCAACUUGAAGGAUAGUCGUGGGUCGUGGGUAGGGAGUUCGGACGUUGAGAAACUCGCCGCCGUCAAAGACAUUCAUAUUCGCUCCGGAGGUCUUUGCAACCCUGGCGGAAUAGCAUCAUAUCUUCAUUUUAACCCCGAAGAGAUGAAGAGAAACUAUACCUCUGGCUUGCGCUGUGGCGAUGAAACUGAUUUGAUGGGCGAAAAGCCGUCUGGAGCAAUACGAGUUAGUCUCGGUGCGAUGAGCAGUAUGCGAGAUAUCGAUACCUUUGUUAAUUUUAUUUCCGACUUCUAUGUCGAAAAAGAAAAGCGUACGUCUCUGCCCGAAGCCCCGGUCCCAUCGACCCCCCUGAAUCCAGAGUUUUAUAUUGAACAAAUUUACGUUUAUCCGAUUAAGAGCUGCGGAGCACUUGUCAUUCCUGAGGGUGAACAAUGGGAGGUCAAGCCAGAGGGCCUCGCAUGGGAUAGGGAGUGGUGCCUUAUACAUUUGGGGACAAACACUGCGCUUAAUCAAAAGAAGUAUCCCAGGAUGGCUCUCAUCCGCCCCAUUAUUGAUUUCAAGAAAGGCUUCUUGCGAAUUACUUGUGGGACCACUGGAUCCGAGGACUGGAACUCAAUCGAAAUACCCCUAUUCCCUGACGAUACGAAGGGGCAAACAGCUGUUCAGAUGCAGCAGAAUGCGAAGGCAGCGACGGUUUGUGGAGAUACCGUCACCGUACGGGUAUACUCGACUCCAACUGUAACAGCUUUCUUUUCGGAUUUCCUCUCCACCCCUUGCACUCUCGCUAGACUACCUCCUCAGUCUACAAUGCGAUAUUAUAAGCCUCGCCUGCCUGCAACCGAGACGAAUAAGCGAUCAAGCAUUCUGUCGACCACAUUUUCCAAGCCCAGACCUUCACUUCACCGAAACCCUAUUCUUCUAUCAAACGAAAGCCCCAUGCUUCUUGUCUCCCGGUCAAGUGUCAAUAGACUUAAUGAGGAGAUAAAGACACGCCAAAACAACGCCAAAACAGUACCCUGUAAUGUCUUUCGUGCCAAUAUUAUCGUUUCUGAGGACCUGUCCCCUUCGAGAAUGGACAGGCGGACCGGCGAUAAUGAAUCCUUGACAGAACAUCCUUACAUCGAAGACCAUUGGUCCGGCUUCCGGAUAGGAAAUUGGAGGUUCGAUGUCCUUUCAUCCUGUCAGCGGUGUCAGAUGGUGUGUAUCGACCAGGAUACGGGUGUUCGAAGCGAAGAGCCGUAUUCAACGCUCGCGAAGACAAGGAAGAUCAAUGGAAAGGUGUAUUUUGGGCGUCAUAUCUGUUUGGCUAAUGCUUCGUCGGGACGCCAGGGGCUUUGUCCAACCGUGAAGGUUGGGGAUAGAGUUGAACCAUUUUAUGGGAGAUUCGGGUAG